CGUUUUCUUCACAAAAAUAUUACAUCGGUGUUAACACUUAAACAAAUCAGUUGUACACAGAGCAUAUGUACAACAAGUAAUUUCCUCGGUGUGUAGGUACAUCCGCCGUAUUAUAUGAUGAAUAAGAGGAAGCCUAAUAUAAUUAAUUUAUACGGAGACAACAUUGCACUGAUUUGUUUUCUUUGAAUUUCCAUCGACAUUAGUCUGACGUAAUAUACACAGAAUGGGCGUGAUCAUUGCCUGCCUUGUAUUUGCUUUGGUAUGUUUUGACAGUUUAAUCCCAUCUGAAACGACUUCAGUCCGACAUACUGAUGUGAUUGUCGUUGGUGCCACUGGGGACCUUGCCCAAAAAUAUCUCUGGGGAGGGUUUUUCCAUCUGUUUUUAAAACGUGUCGGUGAAGGACAUUCGUUCACGAUUUACGCGGUUGGGAGAUCGCCACCUGAACACGCAAAUCCGAUACUCGACGGGAUACUAAAGGAAAAAACAAAAUGUCCACUCGACAUGACAGUAGAUCAUUGUAUUGAAAUGAAAAAUAAAUUUCACAAAGCAACGUCAUACUCCAUGUUAAAAACUAAUGAGCAUUAUUUUGAGUUUUGUUCAGCCGUUCAUGACAGAAGAAGAACCAGUGGGCGGAUGGACGGAGAAAUCAUAUUCUACUUGUCGGUACCAUCAAGUUCUUACAUUGCAAUCACUCAGCUUAUCAAUAAACACUGUAGACUUCAUAGCGGCAAAAUAAAAGUCCGGAUAGUUCUGGAGAAACCGUUUGGAAACAAUAAAGAAUCUGCUAAAAUGAUGGACAGUGCUCUGGGUGAAGUUUUUACCGAGGAGGAAAUAUACAGAGUGGAUCACUAUCUAGGAAAAACAAUUGUCCGAGAAAUAUUAACAUUCAGGUUCUUGAAUAGACGCAUAGAAGACAAACUGAAUAAAGAUGAUGUGCAGAGGGUGGAGAUCUUCAUGAAGGAAACUGUUGGAGUUAAAGGUAGAAUAGAUUUCUUCGACCAGACUGGGAUACUGCGAGAUGUCUUUCAAAAUCAUCUCACUGAACUCUUGACGUUGGUUGCCAUGGAUUUACCACAGAACCUAUCAUCACCAGAAGACGUUAAGGCUUACAAGUUGAACCUUCUUCGUAGCGUCAGACCAGCCACACGAUCAUCAGUCUUGACCGGUCAAUACUCAGACUACCUGACUGAAGUGAAAAACGAACUGAGCGAUACGACGAAUUCCACCUUCACCCCAACAUUUGCAGUGGCCAUGUUGCAUAUUAAUUCACCGCGUUGGGAAGGGAUCCCGUUUGUACUGGUCGGUGGUAAGAGGUUGGAUGAACGGUCAAGUUUUAUUAGAAUCAUAUUUAAACAGAACAGAGUCUGUGUUAGUCAAUGUGCAGACAGUUCGGGAGGCUGUAGAACUGAACAGCUUGUGUUUCAGCUUGGGCACGGUGCUUUGAAAACUCCAGCCAUCCUCGUCUCAAAAUCGCUGGGCAUUCCAGUAUGGCCAUCUGUCUUAAAGGAGGCAGAUUUUAAUCAUAUUGAUACAGUAUUUGGUGACACAGUAUCAAAUCUGUUUAUAGCAACACCAGUCAGUGAUCCUGAUGCUUAUGCUGUUCUAAUUGAAGACAUACUGUCUGGAAGAAAGGACAGGUUUGUUGGAAGCAAACAUUUGUCAGCAUUGUGGGAUAUAUGGAGUGAAGUCAUCACGCAGACAGACACAAGGAAACCUAAAAUAUAUGAGGCAGGGGAUGAAGCAAGGAUCUUAGAUUUUAUUAUCACGGGUUCCAUGAUGGUUUUCACUGACAAAAUUGAGCAAGUGGUGGAAAGAGAUUUUGAGGAUGACCAAAGACAAACUCCAACAACCUUUCUUGGUUACAAACUAGUCACCAAUACAGCAGCUUAUAUUGUUAGUAUGCUCGCAGAGGAUAUUGCUAAGAAAGUGCAGUCAACUCUUAAUCAUAGCUGGAAUUUUCACAUUGCCUUUUCAGGAGGCGACAGCCCAAAACGUCUAUUUCACGUCCUGGCUCAGCAGUUCGCUCAUCUUCCAUGGAAGAGAAUCCACGUGUGGCAGAUGGACGAACGAUGCGUACCAUUCACGGAUUUCCAGUCCAAUUUCUACCAUCUUCAGGACCUGUUUCUCAGUUUUGUUCCAAUCCCUCAUGAAAACGUCCACCCAAUGCCAGUAGACAUCAACGGCAAACUGUGUGCUACCAGAGAUUCAGGGCGGAUCUCGUAUGGAGAGUCGCUGAAAUACCAUCUUCCUGACCUGAGCUUUGAUUAUAGUGUCCUCGGCCUUGGCAGCGAUGGUCACACAGCAUCGCUUUUCCCAAACUCCCCAGCUCUGUCUACAGACAUGAAGGUUGUGCUUACUGAAAAUACGUCCGAUCAUUUCAGUCGCAGGAUGACACUGACCUUUCCUGUCAUAAACAACUCAAAGCAUAUUUCUGUGUUGGUCACAGGCAAAGAGAAAUCAAAUAUUUUAAAGCAGCUGGAGGAGUCGGAAGGGUCAGUAUCAGAUUUCCCCAUACUGGGAGUAAAUCCAGCCGGCGGAAGUCUAGUCUGGUACAUUGACGGCGAGGCAUUGCCUGAAUUGUAGGUUAUGUUUGGGACACAUCAUUACGUGGCGUGGCGUAGUAACACGUCGUGUUGUGUAAUCCUUGUCAAAAAGUGUCAAACUCUUCGCAACGUUAUUCGGAGUCCCCGUACGCUGUAUGGAGACUUUGCUUAUAACAUUUUGAAGUCAAAACUCACGACCUCAGCCGUGCCCAUUUUCUGUCAAAUUACACGCUGCUAACACUACGCUUCGUCCCGACUACGGUAUGUUUGUCUCCGGCAUUACAGUCUACUCGCAAUAAGCGUAUUCACGAGGGCGAGAAAUCGUGGACGCUCGCAGUCAAUACAGUUUAAUGUAUACUGAAAGGAUAAAGAGUGCCCUUGGGUGAUUUUUCUCAUGGACACACAAAUACUGGUGAUCAAAUAUAUCGUAUUUUCAAAUAUUAAUUAGAUAAGACGCUGAUAACGACGGGUUGUAUUUUUAUACUUUAACCUAUUAUAUAUAUUUUCGUUCUUUCUUUCUUUCUUGUUAUCGGGUUGUAUGUGUGUGUAUUUAUGUUGCGAGUAGGGGUGGGGUAAGUGCGUGCGCAUGCGUGCGCCCGCGUUUUCAAUUAUUAUUGAUUGAAAACCAUCUGAAUCGAUGUUUUCAUGGAAUGAUGGUAUUGUUCGCAGUGUCAUCGCCUUUCAACAUCCAGUGUUUAGCUUCGUUACGAUCACAUUCCCUCCUCGAUGUUUUUCAUGCGAUGUAUUCCAAUCCCGUUUGCAACAUAAAUGUUUAAAUGUUAUAUUCUGUGAAACCGACUUGCAGCCUUCAAACUAUAUGUAACUUUGUUUUCUUUUUAAAAGUUUAUUUUUUUACGAAUUGAUUAAACGAUUGUUUGUUUCAUGUUUAAUUAUCAGUCUGACGGUCUACCUUUAUUUGUGUGUGGUAAAGAGGCAUUACAUCCUUAGACAAAAUGGAUACUUGUUCGUAGAUUUUUUCCGGGGUUGGGGGGGGGGGGGGGGCAAAUUGUCCAUGACACCAACCCCCCUCUAGUUACGAUCGUGCAUUGCGUUUUUAAGGGACUUCCCCGAGUUUGCUGCUAUUACAACACGUUUCUGAUUUAUAGUCGUUUUAACGUCUAAAAUUACAUAUGAAGUACGUUGUUAGUCCAAAACUCGGGACACACUCUUGUCAUAUAUCUUGGUUAAUCGUUCCACAUUUAGUGAUGCUAAGAGAUAGUGUAAAAUAGGAAAGUAGGUCAUACGUUUAUCAUUCACGAAUAUAUCUGAGCCUUGGUAAAGUGUCACACGUGUUCUUCACAGGUAAUGUUUGACCUAUAAACGUGUACUGUAUUUUAUACUUGUACUUACCUUUGUUUGAUACACAGUGGCCGAGGUAUUUUUCCUAAGACGUUCACCCAACCAUUCAUUCCUUUGUAUCCGUUUAUUCAUUCAGGUAUUCUUGUAUGUUUUUCUUCAUGUUGAAAAACUAACUUUACAUAUCCUCCUAUGUACAUACAAUACAUGUUUGUGAAAACUAA
Gigantopelta aegis is the source of this 4064-nucleotide messenger RNA. Its product is annotated as GDH/6PGL endoplasmic bifunctional protein-like. Gene Ontology annotation, molecular function: 6-phosphogluconolactonase activity; NADP binding; glucose-6-phosphate dehydrogenase activity. Gene Ontology annotation, cellular component: endoplasmic reticulum. Lineage: Eukaryota; Metazoa; Mollusca; Gastropoda; Neomphalida; Peltospiridae. Gene Ontology annotation, biological process: glucose metabolic process; pentose-phosphate shunt, oxidative branch; pentose-phosphate shunt. The coding region runs from base 224 to 2584 and encodes 786 amino acids. The transcript is spliced from 3 exons. The record is from RefSeq and is a predicted model, not a curated record.